ACACCCUACUUAUAUAGCCUACCUGAAUAGCCUAUUUGUUUAAACCAUAUACGCACAAAGUUAGAAUGGUUCGUCUUCAGCAACAGCAUGUGCACUCUUUUAAAGGGUCGAUUCGUGACGCGUUCUUUUUCUGUAAGUGACUAGGCUAUGGUACGGAAGCCUGUUUCUAUUUUGGGGACGUAACUAAUUCUGGAGUCUGAAAUAUCGUUUUACCCGGUAAAUCACUUCCGUGACGCCGUUUCCAAUCUGGGAAAACACACUGUGUUUCAUAUAAUGCCUUUCUUCAUGUAUUGAAUGACUGUAGAAGUUGUGAAUUUAUUUUGAACCCACUUUAAGCGGCUAAUUGUAUAGCAGCUUUUAUUUAAGUUUUAAUGUAGCCUUCGCCCGCUGGAGGUCACUGUUUUAUGAAGGCUGUUUCUUCUGCACGAGAAAGCAAGGGGAAAAGAAUUGUAGGAGGCGAGCGGCGCCCCCCCGAAGAACGUCUCCGCUGCGCUGCUUGUACUGAACAAUUUGAAACUUCUGUGUGGAGCGUAGCGAGGAGCGCCGGGAAUCGAAAAGGAAGCCCUGGACUCAGGGGAAACAGAACCACUCGAUAACGGUCCAGCUCGGCUUACAACCGAAUCCUGGCACCAUGGACGACCUAGACGCUCUGCUGGCGGACUUGGAGUCCACGACAUCCCACAUCUCCAAGCGGCCGCUGUUUCUGGCUGAGGAGUCGUACUCCUACCCCACGGGACACGCCCCUCAGGAGAUCUCCGUCCCGCCCCCGGUGCCUCCGCCCCCCUCCGCUGAAGCCCUGAACGGCACGGUGCUAGACCCCCCCGAAUCACAGAACUCCUCCCAGCAGAAGGGGUGGUCCCAGGACAGCAACAGCCCCCCUCCAAACAAGAGCGAAGAGGAGCACGUGUAUAGUUUGCCGGUGAAGCUGAAAGCAGACCCUGCAGUGAGCGGCUGGGAGAUGGGAGACAACCUGUCAGAGCUGGACCGCCUGCUCCAGGAGCUGAGCGCCGUUCAACAAGCUCCGGCCUCAUUCGCCACCGAGGUGAAAGCCGCUCCCCCUGUGCCCUCCAGCAGCACCACAGAUUUCAUUCAGGAGAACGGGGUGUCAGCCGCCAGCGGGUGCCCCGUUCCCAAGGAGACGGCCAGCCGGGCCGGCGUGCGCAGCAUCGAGGAUGUGCGCCCGAGCGUGGAGAGCCUACUGAACGAGCUGGAGAGCUCCGUGCCCAAUCCUGUCCCCGCCCAUGCUGAGUUGACAGACGGGCUGGAGGAAACGCCCAGCCAGCAGCAGGCCCGAAUCUCAGCCUCCUCCGCCACCCGUGAGCUGGAUGAGCUCAUGGCCUCCCUGUCUGACUUUAAGACUGGCCCUGUGGCAUCUGUGCACGUUGAGCCCCUGUCCAAUCAGGAAGCAGACGCUGAGCCCCCGUCCAGUCAGGAAUCAGACCCUGUGCCUCUGUCCAAUCAUGAAGCUAACCCUGCACCUGUGACCAGUCAGGAAAUGGACUCUUUACAACUGUCCAGUCAGGAAUUAGACCCCACACUCCUGUCCAAUAAGGAAGCAGAUCCUGGGCAUCUAUCCAAUCAGGACGUAGACACGACACUUGUAUCUAAACAGGAAGCAGACCCCGCAACUCUAUCCAAUCCGGAAACGGACCCUGCACCUCUGCCCAAUCAGGAAGCAGACCCUGUGCCUUUGUCCAGUCAGGAGACGGAUCCAGAGCCCCUGUACAAUCAGAAAGCAGACCCCGCGCCUGUGCUUUGCCUGGAAAAUGACCCUGAACCACAGUCCCAGCACCUGCCCAAUCAGGAAACAGAUCCAGUGCUGAUGGUGACGGACUCUCUGGCUCCUUCCCCUCCGGUUUGUGACUCCCCUCCUUCAUGUGCCCCCGUGGAACUGGACUUUCUGCACAUUGAUGAAGAAGGAGGGGAGUCAGCCCCACCCUGCCGCCGUGAGGCAUCAGUCGUCUUCUCCCAGGUGUCCCAGAGCAAGUCCCCAAGUCUGCCCCCAGCAGACGGGUCCGCCAAACCCUGUGCCCCCCUGCUGAGCUCCCAAACGGAGUCCCACAUGACUCCUCCCAAUGCAGACCCCGCCUCUCCCACUACAGACCCGACCCCUCCCAUUGCAGACACCGCCCCUCCCACUAUACACCCCACCCCUUCCACUAUAGACCCUGCCCCACUCAAGGAAGACCCUGCCCCUCCCGCUGCAGACCCCACCCCUCCUACUGCAGACUCCACAUCUCCAUCUGCAGACCCCGCUCCUCCCAAACAUUCUACUGCCCCCACACCCUCUAAUGUUGUUGUUGCUGUUGCCCCCACUGCUCCAAGUCUCUCCAUCCCUCCUGCACCCCAUAGCCUUGCAUCUGCCCCUGCUGAAAUGGCCUCUUGCUCAUCUCUAAUCUCAGCCAAUCAGAGCUACUCAGAGCUGGGUGACCCCGCAGGCCACGCCCCCUCUCUGGACAUGGCGCUGGACGAUCUGCUGGUCCUGGGCUCCUCCCGCCCAGGCGGGGGAGGGGACUGGGGCCUGGACCUGGAGGAGGAGGGCGGGGCGAGCCGGGACGAGACUCUCACCCCCCUGACGGAAGCCAGCUGGAUGGAGGACUCCCCCACGCCCAGCUCCUGCCCUGGGACCCCGGAAUCUGCCCUUGACCUGCCCCCGCACCAGCUGACCUCUAUGGACAGGACCUCUGCGUCCGGCCAUGUAGGCAAACCGCCCCACCCUACCCUGGCGCGCUGCUCUCCUGAAACACACCCCCGCAAGGCAGAGCCGGGUGUCGCUCUCACCCCUGACCCCUGACCCCCCCUCCCCAGC
This is a messenger RNA of Anguilla anguilla (European eel), 2809 nucleotides long. RefSeq names its product paxillin-like. The record is from RefSeq and is a predicted model, not a curated record. The transcript is spliced from 7 exons. Lineage: Eukaryota; Metazoa; Chordata; Actinopteri; Anguilliformes; Anguillidae. Bases 632 to 2794 code for a protein of 720 amino acids. Gene Ontology annotation, biological process: substrate adhesion-dependent cell spreading; endothelial cell migration; transforming growth factor beta receptor signaling pathway.